Camarhynchus parvulus is the source of this 1716-nucleotide messenger RNA. RefSeq names its product endothelin receptor type B-like. The coding region runs from base 149 to 1453 and encodes 434 amino acids. The transcript is spliced from 8 exons. Gene Ontology annotation, molecular function: endothelin receptor activity. NCBI's taxonomy places the organism in Eukaryota, Metazoa, Chordata, Aves, Passeriformes, Thraupidae. Gene Ontology annotation, biological process: enteric nervous system development; G protein-coupled receptor signaling pathway; vasoconstriction. The record is from RefSeq and is a predicted model, not a curated record. Gene Ontology annotation, cellular component: membrane.
GCCCCUCGCAAAAGCCAAGUCCAGCAUCCAAAGCAGUGCAGCUCCCCCAGGACAUGCCCAGCAGGGGGAAGGAGCCCUGAGGAGCAGCUCCCACGUUCCAGGGUCAGCAGGAAGAUCCCAGCAGGACCCAGGACACCCCACAAGCACCAUGAGCACUCCUGCAGCCCCCAGCCUCGCUGUCCCCUCCUCAGCAGCACCCAUCCCCUUCCCCGCCGCCCUGGCCAUUGUCCUGAGCUGCCUCCUCUCUGGGGCUCACAGCCAGACCCCAGGGGCCGUGCAGGAGAGCCCGGUGCCCCUGGGGGAGCUGGGCCUGGUGCAGGUUGUGUCCAACGCGUCGGGCGGGAGCCGUCCCUCGGAGCCGCCGCUGCUGCCCGUGUGCGCCCGGCCCGCCGACAUCCGCCACGCCUUCAAGUACAUCAACACCAUCGUGUCCUGCACCAUCUUCGUCGUGGGCAUCAUCGGCAACUCCACGCUGCUGCGCAUCAUCUACAAGAACAAGUGCAUGAGGAACGGCCCCAACGUGCUCAUUGCCAGCCUGGCCCUGGGCGACCUGCUCUACAUCCUCAUCGCGCUGCCCAUCAACGUCUACAAGCUCCUGGCCAAGGACUGGCCCUUUGGGGUGCAGGUCUGCAAGCUGGUGCCCUUCAUCCAGAAAGCCUCCGUGGGCAUCACGGUGCUCAGCCUCUGCGCCCUCAGCAUCGACAGGUACCGAGCCGUGGCGUCCUGGAGCCGGAUCCAGGGCAUUGGGAUCCCCAUGUGGAAGGCCGUGGAAGUGCUGCUGAUCUGGGCAGUGGCCAUCGUGCUGGCCGUGCCUGAGGCCAUCGCCUUCGACAUGGUGGAGCUGAGCUACUGGGAGCAGCACCUGUGGGUGUGCAUGCUGGCCUCGGAGCAGAAAUCCCGCUUCAUGAGGUUCUACCGGGAUGUGAAGGACUGGUGGCUUUUUGGCUUCUAUUUCUGCCUGCCCUUGGUGUGCACAGGCAUCUUCUACACCCUCAUGUCCUGUGAGAUGCUGAGCAAGAGGAACGGGAUGAGGAUCGCUCUGAAUGACCACAUGAAACGGCGCCGGGAGGUGGCCAAGACCGUGUUCUGCCUGGUGGUGAUCUUUGCUCUCUGCUGGCUGCCCCUGCACCUCAGCCGCAUCCUCAAGAAGACCAUCUAUGAUCAGACAGACCCCAACCGCUGCGAGCUGCUCAGCUUCCUCCUGGUGAUGGAUUACUUUGGGAUCAACAUGGCCUCCCUCAACUCCUGCAUCAACCCCGUGGCUCUGUACUUUGUCAGCCGGAAAUUCAAGAACUGCUUCCAGUCCUGCCUGUGCUGCUGGUGCCAGAGGCCAGCCCUGAGCAUCACCCCCACGGAUGAGAAGGGCUCUGUUGGGAAGUGGAAAGCCACGGGGCAGGAGCUGGGGCUGGACCGGAGCAGCUCCCGCCUGAGCAACAAGUACAGCUCUUCCUAAAGGCGUGUCACCAUCCAGGACAAGGCACAGGGACAGCAGGACCCCUCCGAUCCUCCCCCAGGCUCUUCCUGGCUGGGCCUGGAUCUGCUUUGCCUUCGUGUCCUCACCCAGCUGGAAGGAGCUGGAGCAUUCCCCAGGACCUGCUCCAAGCCCAGCCCUUGACCCCAGAGGUCCCCUCAGGAGAGGGAAGGGCAUUCAAAUCCUCACAGGACUUCUCAUUUCCUCACAGGAAAGCCCAGGGACUUCUGGCCAUUGCCUCGGGG